AUGAGAGGUGUUUCCCAGUCGCUGUGGAUCAGCGCUCUGGCUAUCCUCAGCAUCAACGACAGUGUAAACGCCCACGCCAAAUGCACGACGCUCGAGCCGCCGACGCUGAACGAUGGAACUCAUCAGGAUUCGAAUGAAUCAUUGCUAUGGGGCCCUUAUAGGCCCAAUCUUUACUUUGGCGUCCGCCCGCGGGUGCCGAAGAGUCUGUUGAUGGGGCUGAUGUGGGCAAAGGUGGAUGAAUAUAGCAGCGCGCAGGGGAACUUUAGACACACCUGCGAGCAAAACGAGGGCAUGGCAGGUUACGGCUGGGACGAAUACGACAUCCGAAAGGGAGGCCGACAGACCAUCCACGAUGCGGGAAACACGCUUGAUCUCACCAUUGACUUUAUAAAAGUACCGGGUGGAAGCCAUGGUGGAAGUUGGGGGGCGCGUAUUAAGGGUCAACCGCGCCCUGAUGCUCCGCCAGAUCAACCGACAACCAUGAUAUUUUACGCGGCAAUGGAGGGAUUAGGCAAGCUGGGAGUGGCGAAUGAAGGAGAUCCGCUUGGAUUUAAGGAUAACGUGAAGCUGUCUGGGAGUACAAUGGAGCUUGGGGAAUUUACCAUUGAUAUCACGCGAGGCCCGGAUACCAACAGUCAUCCGCCAAAUACGCAUCCCAGUCAUGAUGUGAAGCCUCUGGAUAGGAGCUUUGUGGCGAGUCUUCAACUUCAGCCGGAUUUAUUAUGGCAAGCGAAAAGUAUCCUUUUUGCUCACAUGAAGCAGGAAGUCGAUCCGUUGAUUCGGAAAUACGGAACCGAGAAUCCUCCUCCUCCAAGUCGCUACUUUACUAUUGCCAAUGGCCCGGGACACGGAAACUUUCAUAUGGUACAAAAGGUCUUCCAGGGAGCGUUUGAGUUUGAUAUCCUCUUGUCAUCUGGUUCUGCCGGCCAACCUUUGACAUCCGAUGUCCUCAGCAAGGAAAUCAAAACCACUGCUCAGGCGUUCGAGGAUAAAUUUAAGGAGAUAUACUCCCCUAUGAAACCGUUUGACUCUCCCAAGUAUUUACCUUUUUCAAAGGCGAUGCUCUCCAACCUGGUUGGCGGGAUAGGAUACUUUUAUGGAGACUCGAUCGUUGACCGGUCCAAUGCCCCAGAGUACGAUGAGGAAGACGAAGGGUUCUGGGAAGGGACGGCUGAAGCGAGAGCGCGAGCAAAACUUUUGCCAAGCGAUCCUGCUGAACUUUUUACGAGUAUUCCAUCACGACCAUUCUUCCCUCGCGGGUUCCUUUGGGAUGAAGGUUUCCACCUGAUGCCGAUUGUUGACUGGGAUCUUGAUCUCGGCUUGCAAAUUGUAAAGAGCUGGUUUAACCUUAUGGACGACGAUGGCUGGAUUGCUCGUGAGCAAAUUCUAGGGCCCGAAGCUCGUUCUAAGGUCCCCCCGGAGUUCCAAGUCCAGUAUCCCCAUUAUGCCAAUCCCCCAACGUUGUUCAUGAUUCUAGAGGACUUGGUGGACAAAAUGGAGGCUGGAAUUUCCACAUCGGGUUCUGAUGCUGCUUCAGGAAUAUGCUCAAAGGAUUUAGAAGCUGCCAAAGCAUACUUGCGAUCCCUAUACCCUCUGCUCAAACGGCAAUACUUUUGGUUUCGAAAAACGCAGUGGGGAGAUAUCAAGUCUUAUGACCGUGAAGCAUUCUCGACAAAAGAAGCAUAUCGCUGGAGAGGUCGGACAGUUGAGCUUGUUCUCACUUCGGGGCUUGAUGACUACCCACGAGCACAACCUCCGCAUCCGGGAGAGCUUCAUGUCGAUUUGAUAAGUUGGAUGGGCUUGAUGACUCGAUCUCUGCGACGCAUUGCCGGGGCAUUGGGCGAAACCGAAGACGUGGAUGAGUUCGGCAAAUACGAGAACGCUAUUAAGAGAAACAUUGACGACCUCCAUUGGGACGAAGCCAAGAAGACAUACUGUGACGCCACAAUUGACGAGUUUGAGGAGAGCGUGCAUGUAUGUCAUAAGGGCUACAUAUCUCUGUUCCCAUUUUUGACGAGAAUGCUGGAGCCUGAUAGUCCUCGCCUUGGACAUAUUCUGGAUCUUAUCAGCGAUCCAGAGGAGCUAUGGAGUGAAUAUGGCAUUCGUAGCCUGAGCAAGAAGGAUGAGCUCUACGGAACUGGUGAAAAUUACUGGAAAAGCCCGAUUUGGAUAAACAUCAACUACUUGAUUUUGAAGAACCUUUUGGACCUUGCAACUGCCCCGGGCCCCUACCAGAAGCAAGCCAGUGAGAUGUAUACUAAAUUACGGAAGAAUGUGGUGGAUAAUGUGUUCAAUGAGUGGAAACGAACCGGAUUUGCGUGGGAGCAAUAUAACCCGGAAACCGGCCACGGCCAGCGGACGCAGCACUUCACCGGGUGGACCAGUCUGGUGGUGAAGAUGAUGGCCAUGCCUGAUCUUUCUGCAGGUUCUACUGAGGCAGUGCGUGAUGAAUUGUAAAGGCGCUUUUCAUAUUGUUCUGAAAAUAGAUGUUUAGUUAAAGGCCCUUUUUAAAUUCUAGACCGGUCGUAAUAAAAUGGGUAUCUCUCAAUCCUGUAUUGCCAGAAAUGCUCCCUCCAUCCCUUUGUUUUUUUGUGGUUUUCCCAAAUACUUGCGCCAAUGCCAUAUUCAACGCCGCGUCCUUGAUUCCAAAUUGAUCUAGUUUCAAUUCCGUGAUUUAUGCUAGUUAGCGACGUCGCCUGUAACCAUUGUCGUCUGCUCGACGGCGAUCGUGUUCGCGAUUUUCGGGAGAACGGCUGCGUUCGCGACGAGAGCGCCUAUAGUCUUCCCUGCGACGCCUGUCCCUGUCCCGAGAGCGCGAACGUCUUCGCUCACGCGCAUGAGUUGGGGAUCGGGGCCGAUACCUGCGACGUUCGUGGCGGUCAUGGUCGUUUUCAUACCGGUGGCUGCGUUCUUUUCGAUCAUGGAAGCGACCUCUCUCUCGGCUGCGGUCACGCGGGCGAUCUCGCCUCCUGUUGAUUUCAACGUCGUCGCUUCGUUUUUCGCGUGGUUCCUUGCGCUUGGUAUCAUUGGACAUUCCGACAGCUUCUAGUCUGUCUGCGUUGGCAUCAUCACCUGCGUGCUUUAAGCCGUUAUAACCGCCGAAACCGAUGCCUUUGGGAAGUUCCGCCUCGGUCUCAUUUGCAUCGCCAGUAGAUUCCUUGAUGAGCUUCUCAACAUCCCUGCCUGAGACGGCGGUGGCGUUGGCACCAGUAGCAGAUUUUGGAGCAACGGGCAGGCCCAAAGCUCGAGCCAUAGCCUCUUGUUCGGCUUCCUUGAUUCUCUGCAGCUCGGCUUCUUUCUCAUUUUUUACAGCGUCGGCUGAAUCUUCAUCAUUGUGUUUGGCGUACCAGGAGAGGUCGCGACCUUGCUGCCAGCGUCCCACAGGAGCCAUGAGGGAGUGGCCAAGAUAAUUCUCGCGGUGAGAGGAGUCCUUGACAUCAGACCAUUUAAAGGCGUCGCGGCC
Molecule: messenger RNA, 3463 nt
Organism: Coccidioides immitis RS
Lineage: Eukaryota; Fungi; Ascomycota; Eurotiomycetes; Onygenales; Onygenaceae
Product: mannosyl-oligosaccharide glucosidase
Exons: 7
Coding region: 1-2457 (818 amino acids)
Biological process (GO): oligosaccharide metabolic process; protein N-linked glycosylation
Cellular component (GO): endoplasmic reticulum membrane
Molecular function (GO): Glc3Man9GlcNAc2 oligosaccharide glucosidase activity
Source: RefSeq, a predicted model, not a curated record